Molecule: messenger RNA, 2545 nt
Organism: Ceraceosorus bombacis
Lineage: Eukaryota; Fungi; Basidiomycota; Exobasidiomycetes; Ceraceosorales; Ceraceosoraceae
Source: the annotation of a GenBank genome assembly
AUGCUGUCCACGCGGCGUCUUCUGCACGCAUCGUGCCUUUUGGCAGUGCUUCUCUGCCUCUCCUCGACGCCAUCUCGAGCGGCUACGGUCAAGCAAGAUGUGAAUUUGAGGGCCGAAUUGACGAUACCUCCAGAGGAUGCCUCCAACGUGAAACACGUCUUUUUGGACGUUUCGCAAACCACGCUGUGGGCUGACGGUCAGCCGGUGCCUGGCGAACCCGUUGUCAAUGGCUCAUCACCUGGUCCCGUACUUCGGUGAGCCAUCGCGCGAGCACUUUUCAAUCGAUGUGUAGACCUCCCAGCUCAUCUGCAUCCGCCCCAUGCUGCAGGUUCAUGAAAGGAGAUUGUAAGCCAUAGGCACCCUUCCGAUCGACGAGCGCAAGAGAUGGGAUGACCUGACCGCGCGCCUCACUUUUUCCUUGCUCUCAAUAGUCCUUGUGAUCAGAGUCACCAACAGAAUGUCCACUUGGAACACAACAAUGGUGAGGAUGCGUCUGCAUUGCGACAUUCGCACACAAGCGCCGCUCACUUACCAUUUGCUCCUUGCUCGCCUGCAGCACUGGCACGGUCUCACGCAAUCCAUGACACCCAUCUCGGACGGCGUGCCGAUGGUCACGCAAUGGCCCAUCCCGCCUAACACGUGGUUCGAGUACGGCAUGAAGCUCCGAGACAAGGGCACCUACUACUACCAUCCCCACGUCGAUUUGCAGCAAAGCACAGCUCACGGUGCUUUCAUCGUGGAAGAUGGAGAAGAACCUCCAUACAAAUACGACUUGGACAAGCCCUUGAUCCUGGCAGAUUACUACCACCAGCCACAAGAAGAGCUGCUUCAGGGUCUGCUUGGCCAGCCAUUCAAGUGGGCAGGAAGCGCAAAGGCGCUCUUGCUCAACGGAAAAGCACUGAGCAGCGCGCCCUGCAAUCAAACCCUAGCUUCGACGUAUCAGCUCGACUGCAAAGACGCGCCUCGGAACGCUGGCAAAAGACCAGAGAUCGUCCAUCUCGGUCAUGGCCAGACGAUAAGGCUUCGCUGGAUUGGCGCGCAAUCCCUCAUGUACACCGUAAGUCGCUGAUGUCAGUCUGUUUGUAUGUCGACAAAGCCCCUUCUUUGCUCACCACGUGCUUCUCCUGAUUGCAUGCAGAAAGUCGCCAUCGCCAACCACAAGCAGCGCAUCAUAGAAGCCGACGGCACUUACACCAAAUAUCUCGAGGUGCCCGACAUGGAGAUCGGACCUGGGCAGCGUUACUCGACACUAGUAGACGGCAAGACCAAAGAAGCCGUAGAGCAAGACGGCUCUGGAGGCUGCUACUGGAUUCGCCUCGAGAGUCAGUGGCGCAACCCGGGCACCUUUGGCUGGGCCCUGCUAGCCUAUCCAUCUUGGUGAGUGAUACCGUGCGCAGAGGCGCGGCUCGAACGCGAAGCUCACGUACAGAUGCCAAUCUUCGAAUUCCGCUUCGGAUGAUUGCAGCGACGUCGACAAGGUGCUUGCGCAGCCCCAACCUACCCCGGCUCCGAUCAACAGUACAGAGAGGAUGCUGCCCAACUCGACGUUUGGCUGGAUCUCCGGAUCUCUGACGCCGCUCAAGGAGCCCAGCAGCCAUCAAGAUCGCAUGCCUAGCGAUUCCGAAGUCUCUAGAAGAGUGAUUUUGAAUGCUCAGCAGAUCAACAUCUUGGGAUCGAUGGGCAACUACUCUCGCUGGACCCAAAACGACGUAUGGUACGUCGAGGGUGCGGAUCAGCCGAUUGGGCGUAUGGCGACCAAGGUGCCGUACCUCAUUCAGCUCUACAAGCGGUUGAGGGAAGCGCCUUCGUGGAAUCGCGCCUUUAACACUUCGGACAAUAAACACCCCAAAGGCUUUGAUCCUCUCGCACAAGUAUGGGUGGCCAAGCCGGGCGAGGUGAUCGACAUUGUCAUCAUCAACAACGGAAGUAUGGCCAGCGGUCUGACCGAAAUCCACACUUGGCACAAACACGGAGGUGAGUCGAGUCGAGUCGAGUCGAGUCGAGUCGAGUCGAGCGUCCGAGCGGUUGUUGCCGCGCCUCGGUCUCCUUUGCUGAGCAUUACAUCUGGCCUGUCUGGUGCAGACAAGCACUGGACGCUCGCCUCUGGACCUGGAAACUUUAGCGUAGAGGCCCUUGCACAAGCGCGCUCGAACGGGCAAUGGUCUGACCCCAUUCCGCGCGACACUUCCACCGUCUGGCCAGGUCCAGGCGAGACAAUUGCCGAUCCAAAAGUGGUGCUGCCAGCACACUCUUCAGGAGGCUGGACGGUGCUCAGGACAAAGAUUCAGCACAUGGACUUGGGUGUGUGGUUGUUGCAUUGCCACCUCAUCUUUCACGCGGUCAUGGGCAUGAGCACCACGUGGGCUCUCGAUAUUCCCAAGCUUGGAGCUUCUUCCUCGCUCUAUGACGAUCCGUGAGUGCGCCGCCGUCGAAGUGGAUCAAAGGAGUGACGUCUUUGCUGAUCCUCUCCACUGCAUCGCCUGCUAGUGACUACCUCGAGUUCGGUCGAAAUGUGACCUCUCCGUACACGAAUAUGAGACCAUAG